AUGGUGGUCCUAGCAGCUUCGAUCUGUACAAGAGGCGGAAAAGCUAUUAUAUCCAGGCAAUUCAGAGAUCUGUCCAAGGAUAGAGUCACCUCGUUGCUGGCUGCUUUUCCGACGCUGCUGCCCGACACGACAAAGACGCAGCACACCACGGUCCAAGGUGAAAAUGUCAGAUACGUUUACCAGCCAUUGGAGGAAUUCUACGUGGUGUUGAUCACCAACAAGCACUCAAACAUUCUGCAAGACAUUGAUACGUUGCAUUUGUUCACACAAACAAUUACGUCGAUCCUCAGAACGGUCGACGAGAGAGAAAUCUUCGACAACUGUUUCGAGAUUCUCAACGCGUUCGACGAGAUCAUCAACUUGGGCUACAAGGAGAAUCUGUCGCUGUCGCAGAUAAUCACAUUCCUGGAAAUGGAGUCCCACGAAGAAAAGAUACAGGAGAUCAUCGAGCGGAAUAAGGAGUUGGAGGCCGCCGAGGAGAGAAAGAGAAAGGCCAAAGAAAUACAGAGAAGAGAGAUGAUGAAGAAAAAUAUGGAGUCCUAUGAGUUCCAGCAGUCCCAGAACUUUGUGCAGCCGUCGUACCAGCCUCCAGCACAGCCGGAACACCAAUUCACACAGCCAUCGUACACGGCGCCGGAGAAACAGUUUAGCAGGGCUCCUCCAAGAAAGGGAGGCUUGCAGCUGGGCAAGAAGACAACGAGUCUGGGUGGUGAGGCUCAGCCUCUUCUCAUCUCGACUCCUCCUCCGCAACCAUCUACCCAAUCGACACCAUCGUACGAGCCUCCCGCCAAGGAGCGGAUCCCAAACAAUGGCAUUCUGAUUCUUGUCAACGAAAAGUUCACUGGCCAGAUCACGAGAGAGGGCUCGAUCUCGACUGCGGAGGUGCAAGGAGACUUGCAACUUAGAAUUAACGAUCCGUCGCUAGCAUACGCUCUUGUGAAUCUCAAACUUGGUUCUACCCCAGAGCGCACCACGCAGUAUAAAACCCAUCCGAAAGUGGACAAAAACCUGUUCAAUUCCGAAUCUGUCAUAGGCAUGAAGGACCAGUCUAAGCCGUUUGCCUCGAACGACCAGCCAUUGGGUGUGCUCAGAUGGAGGUCUGUGUCGAAGAUGUCCGAGUCCGGCGAGUCCAAUACUUUGUUGCCUUUGGUGUUGACCACCUGGGUGGGCAACAACGAGGAUGGGACUGUGAGCCUCACGUUUGAGUACGAGGCGCACCCAGAGAAGAAGCUUGACGAGGCCAAUUUGUUGAUACCGACUGGCGAUGCCACCAUUGAGUCGAGCGACCACAACAACGUGUCGUUGCAGUACGUUGAGGAAGUGGAACAUCCGUCGGGCUCGUUUGAAAUUCUGUGUCGCGGAAUCGAUGACGAAGAAGCCUUAUUCCCGAUGGAGGUCGUUUUUUCUGUUUCGCAGCAGGUGGAAGCCGGCGAGCAGGUUGGCGACGUCACUGUUGUUUCUGUGGUGAAUGCCGAAUCGAAGGAAGAUCUGCCGUUCGAUGUGCACUACAAUGCUUCGAAUGAAGGCUACUACAUAAUUUAG
Molecule: messenger RNA, 1542 nt
Organism: Ogataea polymorpha
Lineage: Eukaryota; Fungi; Ascomycota; Pichiomycetes; Pichiales; Pichiaceae
Exons: 2
Coding region: 1-1542 (513 amino acids)
Biological process (GO): Golgi localization; retrograde vesicle-mediated transport, Golgi to endoplasmic reticulum; endoplasmic reticulum to Golgi vesicle-mediated transport
Cellular component (GO): cytosol; COPI vesicle coat
Source: RefSeq, a predicted model, not a curated record